Cavia porcellus (domestic guinea pig) is the source of this 933-nucleotide messenger RNA. RefSeq names its product olfactory receptor 2G3-like. The transcript has a single exon. Gene Ontology annotation, molecular function: olfactory receptor activity; G protein-coupled receptor activity. Bases 1 to 933 code for a protein of 310 amino acids. Lineage: Eukaryota; Metazoa; Chordata; Mammalia; Rodentia; Caviidae. Gene Ontology annotation, biological process: detection of chemical stimulus involved in sensory perception of smell; G protein-coupled receptor signaling pathway. Gene Ontology annotation, cellular component: plasma membrane. The record is from RefSeq and is a predicted model, not a curated record.
AUGAAAGGGAUCAAUUUGAGCAGCUCUGCAGAUUUUACUUUACUGGGCUUUUCUGACCAGCCCCAGCUGGAGCUCAUCCUUCUUCUGGUCAUCUCCAUUAUCUAUAUUGUAACACUUCUGGGUAACAUAACAAUCAUCCUCAUCUCCUACCUGAACCCCAAGCUCCACACACCUAUGUAUUUCUUCCUGUCCAACCUCUCCUUCCUGGACCUCUGUUUCACUACCAGCAUUGUCCCACACAUGCUUUGGAAUCUCAAGGGCCCUGGGAAGACUAUUAGCUACACUGGCUGUGUGAUCCAGCUAUACAUGGUUUCGUGGUUGGGCUCAACUGAAUGUGUCCUGCUGAGUGUGAUGGCCUAUGACCGCUUCAACGCCAUCUGCCGCCCCCUCCACUACGGUAUUAUCAUGCACUCAAAGUUCCUCCAGCAACUAGCGGCCCUGGCCUGGAUCAGUGGUUUUCUGGAGUCCACCGUGCAGACCAGCCUUGUUUUCCACUUGCACCUCUGCAGCCACCACAGGGUGGAUGAUUUUAUAUGUGAAGUGCCUGCCCUGAUUCAAAUUGCCUGUGAGGACACAGCUUUCUUGGAAAAUGAACUCACUGUUGCUACUGUCUUGUAUGUGGUGAUUCCUCUGGGGCUCAUUGUGGUCUCCUAUGGCUGCAUUAUUAGGAGUGUGCUGAAGAUAAAGCUUACAGAAGGCAGGAGGAGGGCAUUUGGGACAUGUGGGUCUCAUCUCAUUGUUGUGGUCCUCUUCUUUGGGACAGUACUUUGUUUCUAUAUUCAGCCCAAGAGCACAUAUGCACAGAAUCACAAAAGUUUUGUCAUCCUUUUCUAUACUAUAGUGACACCUUCACUUAAUCCUUUGAUAUACACUUUGAGAAACAAAGAAGCUAAACAGGCAAUAAAAAUGUUACUGGCAAGGGAACCAACUUAA